Pseudovirgaria hyperparasitica is the source of this 747-nucleotide messenger RNA. RefSeq names its product NAD(P)-binding protein. Gene Ontology annotation, molecular function: oxidoreductase activity. NCBI's taxonomy places the organism in Eukaryota, Fungi, Ascomycota, Dothideomycetes, Acrospermales, Acrospermaceae. Gene Ontology annotation, cellular component: membrane. Bases 1 to 747 code for a protein of 248 amino acids. The transcript is spliced from 2 exons. The record is from RefSeq and is a predicted model, not a curated record.
AUGGGCCCAAAGACCAUCCUCGUCACAGGCGCAAACCGCGGCAUCGGCUUCAGCAUCAUCCAAGCCCUCGCCACGCGCGAGCCCACAAACACAUACCUCCUCGGCACCCGCUCAGCAACCAGCGGCGCAGACGCAAUAGCCCGCCUGCACGCCCUAGGUCUGACAGCACGCUUCGCCGCCCUCGAGCUGGACGUUACCAGUGACGCCAGCAUUGCGGCUGCUGUGCAGUGCGUCGUGCGCGACUAUGGCGGGUUGGAUGUGCUUGUGAAUAACGCUGGGUAUGCGGCGAUACCACCUCCCGCGGCCGCGGACGACGGGGCUGGGCUGAGGGCUGCGUAUGCGGAUACGUUUGCGGUGAAUGUGACUGGGGUUGCGGCGGUGACGGGGGCAUUUCUGGGGGUGUUGCGUGGGAGUGCGGAUGCGAGGGUGGUGAAUGUGUCGUCGGGGAGGGCGAGUAUUGCGGCUUUGGCAAGGGGGGAUAUGCCGCCGGCGGCGAGCGUGCCGUAUAGUGUGAGUAAGGUGGCGUUGAAUGUGUUGACGCUGGAGAUGGCGAGGACGGAAAAGGAGGUGUUGUUUCAGUUGGCGAAUCCGGGGCAUUGUAGGACGGCAUUCAAUGGGUUUAGGGGCAAGAGGGAUCCGUUGGAAGGGGCGGGCGUGGUUGUGGAGUUGGUUUGUGCGGAAAGGGGGAGGUGGAAGAGUGGGUUCUGGGCGGAGGAGGGAGGGGUGAUGAAGGAGAUGGAAUGGUGA